AUGCAAUUUUUGGCGCGUUUUUUGUUUUUAUUGGUUAUAGGCCAAUCCUUGGCCGUUUUGAAUAACAGCCCACAGGAUUUGUCCCCCAAGCCGUACAGUUAUAAUGAACCAGCAACUCAAUAUCUACCCGCUGAUAUCAAUGCCCACACCAAUAUACAACGACCUAUUGAGGAUUCAACUGUGCAACCAGGAUUAUAUAAAUAUCCCAAACCGAAAAUUUUAACACCAAUUUCCUAUAAACCCCUUGAUCCUGCUUACAAAGAGCAAGCUGCCCAAGGUGCUUAUCAUUACAAUGGAGUUGUACCACAGAAUGAAUUGUCAUUCAAAAAGGAUUACAAUGGAGUUUUACCGCACUCUGAUAAAAAGGAAUACUCUUCAGGUUCAUAUUACUACAAUGGAGCUGUACAAGAAAAUUCUCCAGCAACCAAUGCCCAAGGACCUUAUGAGUACAACAGGAUACCAACAUCCAAUAAUCCUUCAGCUUCUAUGGAAAAUAUUCCAAUUUCCUCCCAAAAUACACCACAGCCUAAUAAAGGCUUCUAUCAAUAUGAAGCUCCUUCUCAACACCAGGAUGCUUUACCAACAAAACCCACUUAUCCUAAUAACCAACAGAAUCAGGAUGUAACACAUUUCCAUUAUCUACAAAAUGGAGAGAAUGCUUAUCACUAUACCCUGCCCGGUGAAAAGGAUUCCUAUCAGUUUCAAAAACCUUUUCUUCACAACAUACAGCAAUCUCAACAAGAUUCAUCUGCAGAAAAACCUACAGUGUCAAAAGAACACAAUGGAGCUACAGUACAAGACCCUUCAGUUUAUAAUAAUAAAGUUCCUUAUCAAUAUGCCACACCAACAAAAGAUUCGUCUGCUGUACAAGCAACUAUGUCAAAUCAACAUAAUGGAGCUAAACCACAAUUUUCUUCAUCUCAUAACAAUGCGGGUCCUUAUCAAUAUACCACACCAACAAAAGAUUCAUCCGCUGUAAACCCAGCUUUUUCAAACCAUCAUACUGACCAGAUUAAUGGAGUUAUACCACAAUACUCUCCAACUAAAGGUCCUUAUCAUUAUUCUCCACCUUCCAAGGAUAAUGGAGUUACUCCGCAAUACCCUGCAACAUUUAAUAAUGAAGGUCCUUAUCAAUAUUCCCCACCUUCAAAGGAUAAUGGUCCCUGGACUCCAAUUGCCAUUAAAAAUGAUGCAACACAACAAAACCCUUCCACGACCAAGAGCGAAACAAAAGGAUCUUCAGGGCCUUAUCAAUAUAAUAGACCGGAACAAUAUAUUCCUUCGCCGCCGUCAUCUGAACAAAAUCCUUUGAAUCAAGCUUUACCAAAUUUAUCUGCUAUAAACAAACAUGACCCUCAGAGGGAUUUUAAUCAACAGCAUAACCUCUCAGCAGAUAAUAAUCCUACUACAGAUUCCAUACAACCAGCUGAUUAUCAUUAUAAUAAGCAAUCUGUGGAAACAUCUUCAAACUCAGUUGAUAAUUUAAGUGUUAGUGCACAUUCUCCUUCAUUUCAAACCUCUCCCACAAAAGCUUCUCAUUAUCAGCAACAAAAUCCUACCCAAUACACAACACCUUCCAAGCUGUAUCAACCUCCAAUUUAUGAAGCAACUACUACAUCAACAACAUCCACAACAAAUUCACCACAAUUUCAACAAGCUCCAUACCAAUAUCGUCCAUCCAUUGAAUAUCAAACACAAUCUUCACAAAUAAAGCAACAGUUAAAUAGCAGCCCUCUUCCUCCAACAUCUACCUCCUCAUAUCAUGGACCAGAUUAUCAAUAUUUGCCUGCUACAACUAUAAAGCCCAAUUCGAAUAAUCCUUCCAAUCCAGCACUUAAUUCAACUUCUUCCAGUAACAAGGGUCCAGUGGCUUUGAAUGAAGGUUAUCGUUACAAUACUCCAGCCUUAAAAGAACCUUCUGCUCAUAAGGAAAACUUCAAUGGCAUCAAUUAUAAUGAACUAGGCAUGGGUAUGAAUGUUACUUCUAACAUAGAGCAUAAACCUAAAGAUCACCAAAGACCAGAUUUUGCUAAAACUGAAGUUGAAAGUAAUCAAGGCUAUAUAUAUGGCAAACCACAAGGAAAUCGUUUGGAUAUAAAUAAAGAUGGAUAUAAUAAAGAUGGUAUAACUCAUUUGAUACCGGUACCCACCAUGCCUUCAUCAUAUAUUUAUUAUAGACCUCAUAAGAAAUUUGAAACUUCAGAGAAUUCUAAAGGAAAACAGCAUAACCAGCAACAAAUUCGAAAUGAAACUUUAGAAGAUAAUAGACCUUCAAGCCAAAAUAAUGCAGGAUAUUCUAAAGGUCCUCUAUAUACUCCAUCAUUACAAGAAAAUUCUUUAAACACCCAGCAAGCUUCUUCUCCACCUAGUUUACCACAAACUUGGGGGAAUGUAGGAUCAUAUACAUAUAAUCCUCCCAAUCAUCAAAGUUCAUUGCCGCAUAGAACUGAGAAACCCACAAUGAAACCUCUUCAGCAGCUUGUUGCACCAAGUUAUCAAGGCACAGAUGUUAGACCCUCUCCACAAGUAACAAAUAAUGUUAACACAAAUGGUUAUAAUUACCAUACCAAUUCCGAAAAGGAUGCUCUGCAAACCGCUUUGUCUCCCAAUAUUGCAUCAUCUUCAUCUUCUUUCAAGCAAGACAAGCCAUCAUCUUCAUCCAGUACUUCUACAUUAAAUCAUAAUGGUAACAUUGCUCAAAAUGCUAACAAUCAUCAAAAUGAACUAUUCAAUCCUCAUAAGUUUACAGGCUACCCAGCUCAUGAAUCGGAUUCAUACAACAAUAGGCCAUAUAUUGUUGACAAUAAUAACAUUAGACGACCUGAAUCUCAACAUGCAUCACCAACUUCUUCAAGUGCAGAAUCCGCAAACUAUGCUAUACCAACUCAAAAAGAACCUCAAAGGUCUAAUCCGCUGCAUUCAACUUUACUACCAUCAAAUAAUAAUCCAGGGAAUAUGCAACAGCAGAAUAUACAGACUUUUGACCUUAAAAAUCAACUUCAAACAUCACCCAUGAAUCAACAGGGAUCGUCAACAUAUCCCUUAGAGAAUAAUUCACAAUUUAAACCCUCUUUACAAUAUAUUUCGAACAACAUUCCAACUUCAUCUCCAGCUAAUGAUCCUGUCUAUACUCAAAGUCAAUUGUCUCAAAUUGCACAUCCACAAAAUAGUCAAUUUUCUAUUCAAACAUUGUUGAAUCAACCUAAAACUGAUUUUCAACCACCAUCCCAAUCCUUAAGCCCCAGCCAUACAAAAAAUCUUAAACCAGGUUAUCAAUAUUUUCAUCAACAAUUACCUCUUACCGAAAAUCAAAGGCAAAAAACUCAAAACCCUAAGGUCAUAUCAGAUACAACAAAGCAGUACCACAGUUUACAAACCCAACAAACAUUUCCCCCCACUUAUUCGAUUCCUGGCACAAAUUCAGCUGGCAAUUUCAUUGGUACAUUUGGUCAUAUAUCUUCUACAGCAGCUACUUCAACCAAUAAUGGCGGUAAUUCAAACUCCAUUCAACCCACAAAACCCUCUCAUAAGCCCAUGAUUUUUGAAGAUACUAAAACUUAUUUACAAAUGCCUUCUCAGUCCUUUGAAUUGCCUUCAUAUUAUACCAUAGUACCCAAUCAUCAACUUCAAGGGCAUUACAUAAAGAAACAAUCAUCUGCAGUUCAAGAAAACCAUCCUCUUUCAAACCCUUCCAUAAUGGUUACCACACAAAAUCCCUUGCUUUUCACUCAAACUCCUCAAGCACAUGCUCCCAUUUCUUUGAAGAAACCCAUGGUGUUUGUUGAAACUCCCAUAGUUCCUUUACAGCCCACUAGGCAACCUCAUAUGUUAUAUGGAGCGCCAUUACUCAAGGCCUCGAAUAUUUUUUUACCUCCACCUGGAGGUGAUAUGCGUAACAGAUAA
This is a messenger RNA of Stomoxys calcitrans (stable fly), 3903 nucleotides long. RefSeq names its product GATA zinc finger domain-containing protein 14-like. Lineage: Eukaryota; Metazoa; Arthropoda; Insecta; Diptera; Muscidae. The record is from RefSeq and is a predicted model, not a curated record. The coding region runs from base 1 to 3903 and encodes 1300 amino acids. The transcript is spliced from 3 exons.